CAAAUAAUUAAUAGCUGCCAUCACUAGUUGCGAAAUAGUCAACAUUUUUAUUAAGCGAGAAAAUUUUUAAGGAAAAAAUCCUGUGUUGUAACAAUGACUUUGUUGGAAAAUGUACGCGAGUGGUUCACUUCCGAGACAGCCCGUAACAAAAAUUCAUCAUUGAUUGCUGGAUUCCUUUUUUUUUCAGGCUGGUGGGUUCUGAUCGAUGCUAUGUCAGUAGAUAGCCAACACCAGAUCACUACUGGGCAUGUAUUUAUAGGGGUAUUCGGUACCAUCAGUUUUUUCAUGGUGAACACUGUCAAAAAUUCUCACAUUUCUGAAGAGAAUACAUCAGAGUCUGGAGCCCAAAUUGCAAAAAUUUGGCUACUCAUUGGAUUCGUAAUGGGAUUUGCUUCGAUUGUGGCAGCAGUGUGGGUUAUGAUCGAUGAUUUCAUCAAUAAUACCAAAAAAGACAACUGGCCUGGUGUAGCCCUUCUCAUGCAAAAUGUUCUUAUUCUUAUUGGGAGUCUUGUUUACAAGUUUGGCCGAAACGAGGAGGAUUGGAACGAGUAAAUUAGCAAUAAUUUUUGAAGAGCUAUCCAAUCAUAAAGUUAAGUUAGAUAAUAGAUUCACAUUUUCUUUAUAAAAUAUUGCUAUACCAUAUUAAUGUAACCACAUAUAUAAGUAUGUACGUUUAUGCUAGUAUACACCCAUAUAUCUCAUAAGCUAACUAUAAUCAUUAAAGAAAAAUAUUAAAUAUUUAAUUUCAAGCC
This is a messenger RNA of Rhagoletis pomonella (apple maggot), 752 nucleotides long. RefSeq names its product transmembrane protein 50B. The transcript has 4 exons. NCBI's taxonomy places the organism in Eukaryota, Metazoa, Arthropoda, Insecta, Diptera, Tephritidae. Bases 94 to 552 code for a protein of 152 amino acids. Gene Ontology annotation, biological process: protein targeting to vacuole; late endosome to vacuole transport via multivesicular body sorting pathway. The record is from RefSeq and is a predicted model, not a curated record.